Messenger RNA from Rangifer tarandus platyrhynchus (Svalbard reindeer), 876 nucleotides. NCBI's taxonomy places the organism in Eukaryota, Metazoa, Chordata, Mammalia, Artiodactyla, Cervidae. The record is from the annotation of a GenBank genome assembly.
AUGCGCACAGCCGGCCGUCCGACCGCGGGCCGCCCACUGGCUGACCCCCCCGCCCCCCGCCGCAGCCUGGCUUGCAGCCAGGAGAGGCUGCCCGCUGGGAGCUGGACAGGCUGGUCCGAGGCCCGCGGGGCCCGGCGGGAGGAGGCCCAGACAAUGGGCCCUUGUUCCUGGUCCUCAGGCCCCGGGCCAGAGCCUCGGGCCACCCGCCGGCUCCCCGCGCACCCUCGGCGCCCCCAGGGACCAGGCCCCUCCAGGGAGCCCCGCUCCCCCCACGCCGCCCCAGGAAACAGGAGCCAGCCAGGCCAGCCUCAGGGCGCCCGCAGCGACUGCUGCACCUGCAUGCAGCGGCUCAGAGCCAGCCGGGCCCGGGAGGUGGCCCUGUCUCACGCCCCGGCUCACUGUGACCGGGGACUGCGGCGGCCACAGGCUGUGUCAGGAGCGGGACGUCCAGUGGGCGGGGGGACUGCAGGUGGCAGGGGCCAGCCCAGCAGGAGGAGAGAUGUGCUCCUGGCGCAGCUCCAGGCUCCCGUCCACCAGGCCGCCCAGCCCGGGGCACUGCAGGUCAAGGGUCAGGGGCCCAAGCAGGCCGUGGGCAGGCUGAGGAAGGCCGCGUUCCUGCAGAGCAGGCCAGGGAGCAGGGCCCCCUCCAGGCCCAAGUCCUGCAGACGAGACCCCCAUCGUCCCCUCCCCUGGGCACCGCCCGGCGGGCGCGACCGCUCCGUACUGCCUCCCGGCCCCUCCCCGGCCUUCAGCCCCGGCCGGCCCUCUCCUUCUCUCGCCUGGCGCAGGAGGCGCCGCAGGUGCCGGGCGCGCUCGGGCCGCUGCUCGUGGAGCGUGGACUGGAUCUCGCGGAGCCCGCGCACCCGGCGCUCCUAA